AUAAGAAUCCCCGGAAAGUCUCCUCUUUGCCCCCGCUACUAUGUCGUUUCCCCACCGUCCUCCUGUAGUUGUCAAUGGAAUCAGGAGAAUGAGGACUUUCCAUUACUAUUGGUGUCGUGUGUGCCAACGGACAGUUCGGCUCGCGCCUAACAAUCCGUAUGAAAUAUCUUGUCCGUUCUGUUACAAUGAGCUGCAUUGCGAGCUUGAUGUGUCGAGGCCAAGAUUGGUGGCUAAUUAUGGAGGCCGCGUGCCAAAUCGGGCUGUUCAAUUACUUGAUGGCAUGGCUCGACUGCUCGACCCGCCCCCAACGAUGAGGCGGGGAUUUGACAUUGGCAGGAGGGCCAUCUGGGAAACAGAAAGCGGAGAUGGCCCAUUUUCAAGAUCAUGGGUUACACUUCAAUUCAUGGAACGACCUCGCAGGCCACGGCUUGUCCAUCCACCGGAAAACCCGGCUCCUAGAGCGAAUUUUAGGAGCAAUGACGGCGGGGAUGAGAAUUCCUUAAAUGAGCUUAUCGAAGAGUUGACACAGAAUGACCGCCCGGGACCCCCUCCUGCACCUGCUUCAGCUAUGGAAGCCUUACCCAUGGUUGUAGUAACCGAAAAUCAUCUGAGCAGUGGCAUUCACUGCCCGGUAUGCAAGGAAGAGUUUGAGAUUGGUGGCGAAGUAAGGGAGAUGCCGUGCAAGCACUUUUAUCAUUCGGACUGCAUCAUCCCGUGGCUGCACAUCCACAACACAUGUCCGGUCUGCCGCCACGAACUUCGUGAAUCUUCCGGUAACGAAUUCCCCGGCAAUGGUGAUGAAGAGUCUGAUGACGAACAAGAUACAAGCGGGAUGAACUCGUGGUGGAGUCACUUGUUUUCCUCGUGGCCAUUCCAAGCAUUCUCGCGGUGGGUACAUGAAGCCCUCGAUUUUCCAGAACAAAGGGCAGGCACUUUGGACGGGGGUAGAUCCUGGUGGCACUCCUGGCUCAUUAUAUAACUUCGUUGAGGCAAAGGGCAUGGCUGCUGUGUCAAUGGUGCAUGUCCUACAAACUCCAUAGCUCUCAGUUCAUCUCAUUUAAUGGUAAGUACUUGUAUAUACUAACUUCAAGAUAGGACUUCGAUCCAAGAUUAGAGAAAAGGAGGGAAAAAUGAAAAAAAAAAAAGUAGAGGUUUUGGCGACAUCUUGGGGAGACGUUUCCAAGCAAAAAGAAGGAUAUAUAGCAAGUUAAUGUUGUUGGGCGGAUAGUAUGGUGCAUCAGGUAGAGCAGAGCAGGAUUUGGAUCUCCAUGGCAUGAAGGGCCAGUCAAUAACUUCAACCUUACCAGCAACUUGAGCUUCAAACAGAGUUUCAACCCCAGAAGGAGAUAGAGGGGGAGCUAUCAUCAGUUGAAACUUACACGUUAGGAAAGAAAUGUGAAUUAAUUUGUGUUGUUAUGGCAACUGUACAUACUUCUUUUUUUCUUCUUCAUAAUUCUUCAUAUUGACUGAUUAUGAAAAAAAGGAUUUCAAUAAUUAUAAUUUUAACUUUCAAA
Syzygium oleosum is the source of this 1514-nucleotide messenger RNA. RefSeq names its product probable E3 ubiquitin-protein ligase RHC1A. Gene Ontology annotation, cellular component: cytoplasm. Gene Ontology annotation, molecular function: ubiquitin protein ligase activity. The record is from RefSeq and is a predicted model, not a curated record. Gene Ontology annotation, biological process: protein ubiquitination. The transcript is spliced from 3 exons. Lineage: Eukaryota; Viridiplantae; Streptophyta; Magnoliopsida; Myrtales; Myrtaceae. Bases 41 to 979 code for a protein of 312 amino acids.